Messenger RNA from Drosophila melanogaster (fruit fly), 1358 nucleotides. RefSeq lists its product as uncharacterized. The transcript is spliced from 2 exons. NCBI's taxonomy places the organism in Eukaryota, Metazoa, Arthropoda, Insecta, Diptera, Drosophilidae. The record is from RefSeq and is marked reviewed. Bases 19 to 1287 code for a protein of 422 amino acids.
CACAAGUCGAGCAUCAUCAUGGUGGAGCAGGGCAAGGAAGACGCUACCGAAUUUCAUCCGGCGCCAGAGUGGCUAGAUGAAACCUACUUGGAGCGACUGCUCCGGGAUUUGAAGAAUGAUCCGGGACUGAGGAUCACCGAUUUGGUGAUCAAGCCCGCCACUGCCAAGGGUGACAAUUAUGCUAGUGUGAUGACACGCGUGCGGAUUUUGUUCUUGAAAAGUGGCGCCAAAAGCCCCGAGACUGAAUACUAUAUUGUGAAGACCACCUAUGAGAACGAUGCCUUCGCCUCUGGAAUAUUUUCCCAGUACCAGGUUAGCACCACGGAAAUGCGUAUGUACGAGAAGAUCCUGCCCCAAUUGAGCUCGCUCAUCGAGAAGACUCGCCAGCCGGAAAAGGUUUUCGCCAAGACAUUGCAUGUGGACUACGAGCACGAGGCCAUCAUCUUUGAGGACCUUGCGGUGACGAAAUAUGUCCUGGCCGAUCGUCUGGUUGGUUUCGAUCUGGAGCACACCCGCUUGGGACUCCGAAAGCUGGCCAAGAUGCAUGCGGCCGCUGCUGUUCUGAACGAACGUCAACCCGGAUUGCUGACCAAGUUCGAUCACGGCAUCUUCAAUCGCCACACCCAGGCCUUUGCACCCUUCUUUGUGAAUACGGUGGGCGUGGCGGCUGACUUUGCCAGGGAGUGUCCCGAAUUGGGUGAGCGGUAUGCUACCAAAUUGAAGAAGCUGCAGGAACGUGUAAUGGAGUACUCCACAAGAGUUUACGAUCCCCAACCGGGAGAUUUUAAUACAUUGGUGCACGGUGACUACUGGGUGAACAAUGUGAUGUUGCGCUACGGCGAAAAUAAGGAGCCACUGGACAUGACUCUCAUCGACUUCCAAUUCUGCAGUUGGUCCUCGCCGGCGGUGGAUCUGCACUACUUCUUCAACACUUCGGUGCAGGUCGAUAUUCGCUACGAACAGCAGGAUGCCCUGUUUCAGUAUUAUCACACGGUGCUCGUGGAAACGCUUAAGGAUCUCAACUUUGGUGGCUACAUUCCCACAUUGAGGCAGUUCGUCCUGCAGCUCGAAAGGGGCAGAUUCUUUGCUGUCACAGUCGCUCUGGUCUGCCAGGCCAUAUUGACCAAUGACCAAAACGCCGAUGCCGACUUUAAUGCUUUGAUGAAGGAUGACGAACGAGGCCGUAACUUCCGGAAGGUAUUGUACACCAACAAGAGGUUGCAGGACAAUCUCAAACGCGAGCUGCCACGCUUCGAUCGGAGUGGUCUACUAGACGUAAUUGACUGAAUGGAAGCCAUCAUAUACUACGAGUAUUUGAUAAAAAAUAAAAACAAAUUUUAUUUUGAAGUUAAAACCAU